Penicillium pulvis is the source of this 231-nucleotide messenger RNA. RefSeq lists its product as uncharacterized. The transcript has 2 exons. NCBI's taxonomy places the organism in Eukaryota, Fungi, Ascomycota, Eurotiomycetes, Eurotiales, Aspergillaceae. Bases 1 to 231 code for a protein of 76 amino acids. The record is from RefSeq and is a predicted model, not a curated record.
AUGUCUCCGCCUCAGACUCCGUCUCAAAAAUCCCAACCCCCGCAUCACGAAAAUUUUGUGGAGAGGAUUUUUGAACAUCACGGCCAUCACCAUGAUGAAGAUAAUAAAGACCAUCCCGAAUCGCAGUCCGAGGCACCACACAAGGAAAGUGAGAAGGAUAAGUACAAGGAUUGGUAUCACAAGGAGGAGGAUGAAGAAGCAGAAGGAGAGACAUAUGGUGGCCUGAUGUGA